Messenger RNA from Dipodomys ordii (Ord's kangaroo rat), 1049 nucleotides. It is a transcript of the gene Tmem234, whose product is annotated as transmembrane protein 234. Bases 44 to 466 code for a protein of 140 amino acids. NCBI's taxonomy places the organism in Eukaryota, Metazoa, Chordata, Mammalia, Rodentia, Heteromyidae. The transcript has 5 exons. The record is from RefSeq and is a predicted model, not a curated record.
GCCACCCGCCUCGUUCCCGGAAGUAAAAGAGAGCAGCGUUGCCAUGGCGGCGUCUCUGGGGCAGGUGCUGGCUCUGGUCCUGGUGGCCGCGCUGUGGGGGGGCACGCAGCCGCUGCUGAAGCGGGCCUCGGCCGGCCUGCAGCAGGUUCAGGAGCCGACCUGGGUCCGCCAGUUGCUACAGGAGAUGAAGACCCUUUUCUUGAAUACCGAGUACCUGAUGCCCUUUCUCCUCAACCAGUGUGGCUCCCUCCUCUACUACCUCACCUUGGCAUCAACAGAUCUGACCCUAGCAGUGCCCAUCUGUAACUCUCUAGCCAUUGUCUUCACGCUGAUGGUUGGGAAGGUCCUUGGAGAAGAUAUUGGUGGAAAACGAGCGGUCGCUGGCAUGGUGCUCACUGUAACAGGAAUUACACUUUGCAUCACAAGCUCAGUGAACAAGGCCCAGGGGCCACCAUCUACCUUUUAGUGGGCUAAUUCCCACCUCAAGCUCUGCCAUCACUAGGAAGCUCCUGGGCCAUGGGUGCAGGCAGUGAGCGGAUGGGCCUAGCACUUGCCCUCCCUGAGCCUCGGCUUCCUCAUCUCGUAUGGGAACAUCUACCUCGUGGAGCACAAUACGUUUUUUAACCUUUGAGCAGUGUUCAGCUGCUGUGAUUCAGCACAGGAGACUUUAUCCUUACCCUCAGCAGCCAUUCUGCCCAGCUGCUUUCUUCCUGUGUUAUCUCAGGCCACUGUUAUGCAGCCACUAUUAAUUUGACCUGUUCUGGACUGUUAUGGUCUGCAGAGCCCUGGCAGCAGGGCAAGCUGCAGUCUCUGAACCAGAAGUGUGACUAGGAGGUCUCUAUGUUUCAGUCAGAGUGCCUUGCUGAUGUUGAUGAAACUGAGGGGGAAAGGGUGUAGGAAAGAUGAGCUGUUAAGCUCCCUACCCAUCUAUGAGGAGGGUGAAAUUGCUUUACUGCCAGCCCCUCUCAAACAGACAACUGUGAGCCUGGUAAGAGCUACCUGCAACACCCAACACAACUGGCCACUUGCAGCCUCAAUAAAUCAUUAAA